AUGAUUGUCUACUUGGUUGGAGAAGGCUACGACGGCUGUCCCGACCUUUUGGACCACCCGGCUGCUGACGGCUACCUCGACAUACUCCAGUUUCUUCACGAAAUGUUCCCAGACAAACGACUGGAAAGCGCGCUCGCGGCAGCUGCGCGCCGCGGGCACUGUCACAUCGUUGCGUACCUUUUGGCCAAUGGGAUCUCGUCGACCAAGGCGCUUGAGCUGGCCGCCAAGCACGGCCAUCUCGCUUGUUGUCAACAAUUGCUCGCACACGAGCGCACGACGCACCCGGCACGCGUUUUGCCCGUGUCGGUCAUGGUCGCGGCCGUCACGGGCGGACACGGUGCCGUUAUUGAACUAUUGCAUCCGGUCCAGAUCUGGUCCCACGAGUACAUGGACACGUGUGCGCGGCUCGGCCGGCUCGACCUUGUCACGUUGCUGCACGCUGCCGGGUAUUUUACGUGCUCCAAAGCAGCCAUGGACGGCGCCGCGACCAACGGCCAUCUGUCGGUCGUUCAGUUUCUAAGAGACCACCGGACCGAAGGCUGCUCGACGAGUGCGAUCGACGGGGCUGCUGGAAACGGCCACUUGCACGUCGUCGUCUUCGUGCACGGCCAUUGCAACGGAACCGCAUCCCCGUAUGCAUUGGCGUGGGCUGCCAUGGGGGGCCACGAUCGCGUGGUGCGGUAUUUGCACAGCGUCAUGAACGUACCAUUGCUGGCGGAUGCGACCGAGCGCGCGGCGCGCGGCGGGCACUUGAACGUUAUCCGCUACCUCCACGAACAAGGACUCGGUCAAUGGACCUCCCGCGUCACGGACCUAGCCGCGAAAGCGGGCAACGUCGACCUCGUGGCGUAUUUGCACACGCACCGAACCGAAGGGUGCUCGCCUACGGCAUUGGACGGCGCCAUGGAGCACGGUCAUCUCGAGGUCGUGCGCUAUCUGUACGAGGUUGUAGGCAUGACAUGCUCGGAGAGCGCCGUGGGCGGCGCCAUUCGGCGCGGCCAUGUGUCGCUGCUGCGAUUCCUCGAUGCCAGUGGCGUGGACGUUGUCCGGGUGCUGAAAAAGAGCGCGCUGCAGUUCGUUGCGCUCGUCGAGUUCUUGGAGCACGGCAAAAAUGUAUCGCCGCCCGCAAAGAAACAGCGCUUAACCACCGACGAUUAUACACCAUGAUACGGAAGUUAGAACGUUUAACUCACUGUCAGUACGAACACAAGUCGCA
Messenger RNA from Saprolegnia diclina VS20, 1216 nucleotides. RefSeq lists its product as hypothetical. Lineage: Eukaryota; Oomycota; Saprolegniomycetes; Saprolegniales; Saprolegniaceae. The transcript has a single exon. The coding region runs from base 1 to 1167 and encodes 388 amino acids. Gene Ontology annotation, molecular function: protein binding. The record is from RefSeq and is a predicted model, not a curated record.